GUGGGGAGUAUGGUCUGAUGAAAGAUGAAGCCUACUGCCAGGUGAUGAAACAGGUCACAGGAAACACCAGCUCCAAAACGGACAGUUGUCAGAGAGGCUGGAGGCUACUCUAUAUCCUGACUGCGUUCCAUCGCUGUUCUGAGGUCCUGAAGCCCUUCCUUUUAACGUUCCUGCUGGACGCCUGCUCUGGUCCUGGAGUCCACUACCAAGGUAUAGCCAAGGCGUGUGAGCAGAACCUGAGGAGGACCUUCCAGUACGGAGGAAGAAUCGAACACCCCAACAGCAUGGAGCUGAAGGCCAUGCUGGCUGGGCGGAGCUCCAAGAGACAGUUGUUCCUCCUACCAGGCGGCAUCGAGAGACACCUCAAAAUCAAGACCUGCUCGGUGUCUCUGGAUGCUAUAGAGGAGCUAUGUAAUGACAUGGGACUGCACAGACUGGAGGCCAUGGAUGAGUACGCUGUAUUUGUGGUCACACACCGAGGUCAGAAUGUCCGUCCCCUCAAUAAGAGGGAGUACAUCCUGGACAUUACUACGGAGGCGGAGACAGUGGACAGUAACUACAGCCUGUGGUUCAGGAGGGUCAUCUGGACACAGCCGCUUAAAUUUGACAACGAGCUUUGUGUCACCAUGCAUUAUAACCAGGUGUUACCAGACUAUCUGAAGGCCUUGCUGAGUGUGGUUCCUCAGAGUAAAGCCAGUGAGCAGCAGCUGCAGCAGUUGGCCAAGCUGGCGGCAUUACAACACCGUGCUAAAGAUACUGUCUUCCUGCCCACCAUUGGUGAGGUCCAGGAGUAUGUCCCCUCCCAGCUCUACAUCAGACAGCCUCCUCAGCCCUGGCUCAACAUGGUCACUCAGCAUAUGCAGCAGGUCUCUCCUCUGAGUCCUCACCAGGCCAGGGCUCAGUUCCUCGGUCUGGUCAGUGCGUUCCCCAUGUUUGGUUCCUCCUUCUUCUACAUCCAGUCCAGCAGCAACAUCUCCAUCCUGGCUCCCUGUGUGUUGGCUGUCAACCAGAACGGACUGCACUUCCUACACAAGGACUCACAUGAGGCCACGGCGCGUUACCCUCUGAAUGAGAUCCAGUCCACCAGAACCCAGAGACCAACAGGAGGCUCCAGCUCCUCCUAUCCCUACGUAGACAUUCUGCUAGGAGACCUGCUGACACAGCGAAUCACGCAGCUGCAGCUGGAACAGGGUCUGGAGCUGUGUCGGGUCAUUGCCAUGCACAUGGAAAACAUGCUGUCUGUCCGGGAGAAGAGACUCACCCUGCCACCGAGUGAGAUCACUCUGUUAUAACACUGUCUGUCAGUCAGUCAGUCUGUCUGUCUGUCUGUCAACCAGCUACUCAGUCAGUCAGUCAGUCAGUCAGUUAGUCUUUCAGUCAACCAG
Messenger RNA from Oncorhynchus tshawytscha (Chinook salmon), 1385 nucleotides. Its product is annotated as unconventional myosin-XV-like. The transcript has 11 exons. Bases 18 to 1292 code for a protein of 424 amino acids. NCBI's taxonomy places the organism in Eukaryota, Metazoa, Chordata, Actinopteri, Salmoniformes, Salmonidae. Gene Ontology annotation, cellular component: cytoskeleton. The record is from RefSeq and is a predicted model, not a curated record.